AUUUAUCUACAUCAUUCGUGGUUCCCAAUGUCUAGGAUCACAGGAUGGGCUGUUUAACUUGGAUUAGAGGAUUCAAAAUGCCAUUUGCCUUUAAAGAUAAGGAGUUCAACAAGGUAGCAGCAUUCUUCAAUGUGUUCACAUUUCUACUGACAUGUUCAGCUCUUGUUCAACCCAGUUGGUUCCGAAUCAAAGGACUGCACUGCGCUCAGCGUCUGUCCCUCGUACAGUUCUUUACUUUCGAUGAGGAUGAUGAUGAUGAUGAAGAUCAAAUAAAUUUACGUCAAAACGAAUAUGAGUCUCAAAGACAGGACUUCAAUGGCUUGCCGCCAUGCAUCACACCAGAAAUUAUCACACUGAUGAGGGUACUCAUAAUACUAUGCUUUAUGGUCCUACUCAGCUCCUCUAUCGGAGUUAUCAUAAACCUAACUAGCCUUAACAGCAAAGCAAUAAAAAUGUUGCGAAGAAAUGCUAUCCCAAGCAUAAUGUGUGUUUUCUGGGUGAUUGCUAUUGUGGGCGUAUGUUAUUAUACCACUGUAGUCCUUGGCAAUACAAACAAUAGUGAUCCUAAUACAAUACAAGUUGAUUAUGAGUACGGAUUCUACACAAUAACUGGAGCAGGAGCUUUGGCCUUACUGGCAUCUGCAGCAAAUCUCUGGGGUGCUCCAUUAUCCAAUGAUGAAGAUCUGCAGAGGCGAAACCUCAUGGAAGAUUGGGACGGACUAGAAGCUCAUAGUGUUGGGCCUACUCCUGCAGUACCCACUCUACCUCCUUACACACCUAACGCCGAUUAUGUACCUAGCAUACACCAAAGUUACGCUCCCCCAGUACUUGGUACUCAGCAAUACUUUCCUUUCGAUGAUCUCUCUGUACUUCCACCCCCUCCACCUUACACUCCAUAAGUCCUUACUCUAUUAUAACACCAACACUUUUUUCUCCUAUUAGGAUCUUUGUAUAUUUCCUAAUCUUAUUGUUAUUUAGAGAAAGUAAGGCUUGUGAAUAUGAUACUAUUAUAAUUGGAAACAUAAUAUUGUGUUGAAAUUUGAGAUUAAUCUAGAAUUUUUCAAAGCAUGUAGUGAGGUGAAAGAUACUCAAACUCGAAUAUGAAGAAAGUUGCUUUGACUUCAGAAUUCAUCAAUUAACAGUCUCAAUCAAUAAUAGCUAACAUUCAGUGUAUGAUAUAGAAAAGUAUUAUUUAAAAUUUUAGUUUUUUAAGGUCGUUUAUUUUUAACCAAGGUAAGAGUAGUUUAGGAUCAGGAGUAGCAGUUAAGUAACUAUUAGAGGAGUUAUAAUAUCAAAAUAAUAAUCUGUUGGUACUACUUAAAUUUAAAAUAAUAUUUUAUUGACUCUGACACAUAGGUACACAAGGAUGUAGGUCAUGGUUUUCUAAAUUGACAAUAAGAUUAAUUGUAAGUAAUUGUAAACAUUUUUCCCUUCCAAUUUUCCCAUACAUAAUAGUAACUGAUCUUUAAUAAUAAUGAACACUUCUUGACUGUUAAAUAAAGAUUUUCCUAGUGUUACUACUGCAGAUUAGGGUGAGAGGACCACUACGGCUGAAGCACUGGAUUUUGUAUAAAUAAAAGUACAAAUGGAAAAUAAAUUCUUGAAGGUAACACUUAACAAAAACCGUGAUUUUAUGCCUUGUAUUUUUUUAAUUCUUUCGCCAUAUACCUAUUACUGGCUCGGAAAAUUAAAUUAUGUAUAUGUAUUGCAGCUGCUAUUAUGUGUGUGGCGAUAUAAUAAUAAUAAAAAAUUGAUAAUUUUGUUCCACAUAAUAUAUUAUUGUGGUUGUGAAGGAAGUUGCUAAGUUGACUUUGCUGUUCACUUCAACAUGUGAUUUGCCAUUUUUGUGCCUACUCGUCUCGUAUUUCACAAAAUGCUUUAAAAAUAGUUUACGUAGUUUUAACUUAAUGACUAUGCAUCAAAACUCAAAAUUCAAAUUAUGUAAAUGGAUUAUAGUUACGUAAAUCAAUUAUUUAUUUAAUAAUAAUGAUGUGAUCGAUGAUGCAUUUGGUUUCAAAAUGUAUUUGGCAGCAAAAAUGCCGAAAUUAGUUUAUGUUCGUUGCUUUAAACUCGUAUCAAAUUAAAUAAGGGUUGUGAAAAUGUAGUUUGAGCUACAACUUUGCCAUUGUUGUUCCAUUUCGAUAAAUAAAUCGUUUUUAUUACACCAAGUGAUGGGACGAUCAAGUGUACCUGGCGGUAAGCAACACGCCUGUCCAUAACUGUUGCACUGCCACUCAGAGCUUAAAAUUGCAAAAAUCUGAGGGGCACUGCCUCUGGCGCCCCAGUCACCCUGAGCAUAAAAUAAAAGUCCUAUGUGCCUGUAUUUUCACCAAAAUCUGUAGUUAUUAAAUGAGAAUAAUGAACAAAAUACUUAAUUAUGACUUUGUCAAGCCCAAUAAAGAUUUUGUUGUACACACUAAAUAGCAAUAAAACACUAACAAUCCACGCUCAUUAAGGUCAUUAAUGGAACAAAACUAUAACAUAUAUUGCGAAUUGGUAAAAACUGUAACAUCAGAAAUAAACACAAGUUCGAUAUUUUUGCUUCCAAGUGUAGAUAAACUUAUAAAUAAUCCAUUCUUUCAUGUUCAUCAAUUUCUAUGAUUGAUAUAGGUAAGGGUUGUUAGUUUCCAAAUAUUUAUUUUUCUUUUCAAAUACUUAUGAGGUAAUAUGAUUGUGAACUAUUUAACGUAUUUUAUCGGAAUUUAAGUUGAUCCAAAAUAAAAAUGUGUUGUAAAAUUUUUCCACCUGACAAUUUAUGCCUUAUCAAGGUGUCUUUAAUAAACGUAUUUUUUAUGUGAGUCGUGCUGAAGUGUUCUGUCCAAACUCUGUUUAUAAAAUACAAUUACUGUGGACACUGGCGGAUUUGCUCUAAGGCCUAAUAGGUCUGGGCCUAGGGUGGCCAAUCGUGACAAAAAUUCACUGAUGGUAACAAGAAAUAACUCAAAAGUACCUAAAUAUUCUUAACACUCACGCCUAUUAUUGCUGGCCGCACUGCAUCGCACCGUUAAUCUUUGUAAAUCACUUUCGUACAUUUUAUGUAUAAAAUAUAGAUAUGUUACAUCUAUAAUGUAAUGUAUAAUCACUACGUCUGUCUAAUUACGAUAAACUCAAAAACUACAUACUGAACGGAUGCUGGUACUGACUACAUUGCCUGGGGCCUAGGGCAGCCAAGACUGCAAAUCCGCCACUGACUAUGGAUUCUUAAGUGUGCUGACUAGUUUUGUCCAACCUUUACUAGUUUUUUUGUACAUUGCAAUUUAUAGUAAUAAUAAUAUAUCCACGGAAAACUUUAUGCUUGAUAACUAGGUAAUUUUUUGGUUUUUGAAUUAAGGAAAUUAAAUUUAACAACAUAAUUGUUUAAAGAUUAUAAAAAAUAUUUCUUAAAAUAUAUUGUUCGAAGAAAGAGCUUUUAUAGAUUUUAGUAACUUCAUAAUAUUAAUAGUUAAAGAUCUGAAUUCCCAUUAAAAAAUAUAUUAAAUAAUAGAAAAUACAUAAUCAAAUAGAAUAAAUAGAGCAUGCCUUAUGAUGUUCCAUGUUACCAAAAAUAUAAGGAGAGUAAUGUCUAUAAUAAAUAACAUUAACAUUAAUUAUAGAAGUUCAGAAAUUCAAAUGUUUCUUUUUAUGAUACAUAAUGUAUAAUCGCCGGGUAUGCAAAAAAUAGGCUCGACCUAACGGUAAUAGUCAACAGUGAACGGUCUCUAGCACGCCGCCGCCGCCAACAUCGUGGGACUGUGGAACACAGCGUAAUGGGAGUAUUCCCUGAAUAAAUUAUUAUCUUGAAAGUAACUCGUUAAUUAUUCAUUUGAAGUGAAGAUGUACAUUAUCUCGAAAUAGAGUAAUUUGUAGUUUUGAACUUCGCAAUUAUGAUUAAGUCUUAUGAGGAUGUUAUUAGUUGUAUUGUUUGUUAAUGUAUAGAAUUCCUCUAGCUGUAAGAAUAGUUAUUCCCAGUGAUUACUGGGAAGUUUAUUUUUACAUUAAAACAGAUAAGAUUUUAUUUUGAGUAAGACCAAUAUGCAAUACAUAUCUAUAAACAUUAUUGUUGUUACUAUUAAUUUAUACCCUUGACUGUUUAUGUGGGGCCAUUGACCUACCAAUAAAUGGACGUCGGGUUCGCGCUAAAAAGUGUCCGCACCUGUAGGGCGUUCAAAUUGCAUACAGAGCGUCAAUUGCGCAAUAGUCUUCGUUUGUUCGAGUGACUGCGC
Molecule: messenger RNA, 4202 nt
Organism: Hyposmocoma kahamanoa
Lineage: Eukaryota; Metazoa; Arthropoda; Insecta; Lepidoptera; Cosmopterigidae
Product: transmembrane protein 127-like
Exons: 5
Coding region: 45-899 (284 amino acids)
Biological process (GO): negative regulation of cell population proliferation; negative regulation of TOR signaling
Cellular component (GO): membrane
Source: RefSeq, a predicted model, not a curated record